This is a messenger RNA of Pelagomonas calceolata, 2232 nucleotides long. The record is from the annotation of a GenBank genome assembly. Lineage: Eukaryota; Pelagophyceae; Pelagomonadales; Pelagomonadaceae.
CAAAGAGGAGGGCAAAGAGACAUACUCGUGGGCCGCAGGGUCGCUGCCGUUUCGACGCAUUCGUCGGAGACGGCCGGGCAGCCUGGCGUCGCGCGCAGUCGAGUCAUGAGGCAGCCCGCGCCACAACGAAGGACAUGGCUCCUCCUAGCAGUCCUGCUGCGGCCGACGACCACCCAGCGGCUUCGUGGGGGCAAGGAUGACGGGCGACGGCUCGGGCACGCCAACUGGCACAAGACCCCGACGCCGCAGCCGACGGGCCCGAGCCCGUCGCCGACGACGUGGCAGCAACUCGCGCUCGUGAGGAUGCCCUCGCCGCGCCCGACGAGCUACCCCACGCCGGUCCCGACGCCGGGCCCCUCGAUGACGCCCGGGCCCUCGCCGUUCCCGACGUCCCCGCCCUCGCCCUCGCCGACCCUCGCGCCCGUCGCCGCGCCCAUCGUCUUCACCGAGGCGCAGCUCCGAACCGCCCUGCUGGACGACGGCUUCGACGCGGACCUCAACGCGACGAUCGCGCUCACCUCCACCCUCGUCCUCACCGACAGCUCGCAGGAGCUCAAGUCCAACGACGGGACCGGCAAAUUAAUCGGAGACGGCACGUUCCGAUUGAUAGACAUCACGGGGACCCCUCCUUCUUCCCGAAGACGCCUCGGCCUCGACGAGGCCACGGUGUCGUCGGAGGUGCGGCUCAAGCACCUUGAGUUAAUCUUGGGCGCCGAGGACGACGACUAUGGCGGCGCCAUCCGCGUCAGCUGGCCCGCCUCGCUCUACGCCCACGACGUGACCUUCACGGCGAACAGCGCGACGCGCGGCGGCGCGGUCUACGUGCACGCGACGUUCGCGCGGCUGGACCACUGUCUUUUCAGGAGGAACAACGCGUCGGAGGUGGGCGGCGUCGCGUACGUCAACGGAACACGAGGUCCCCGCCCGCACGACCAUAUUGUCAACGGAACGACACUUUACCACAUAAAUAUUGGGGGCAGCCACGCGCCGCGCGCCGCGGGCGCGCGGCUCAAGGUCACGCACGGCACGCUCUCGGAGAAUCGAGCCCGGGCGGGCGCGGCCUUCGCGGCCUUCUACGCGCACCUCGAGAUCAAGCACACGCGCGCGUUCUUCGAGCCGACGUGGGACUUUCCGUUCGGCGACCAGGAAGUGCAUCUGAUGGAGAACGGCACGGGCUACGGCUGCCACAACGAGCCCCACUUCAAUUUUACCGGAAAUAAAGUUGGAUGGGAGCGCUGCUGGGACUCGAGCGACGAGGCGUCGAUGCUCCUGUACCAGCUGGCCAUCUUCUGCAUGGUCGUCAUCGCGGGCGUCGCGGCGGGCGGCUGCGUGAUCGGCAGCAUCCGGCUGACGUACGGCUACCUCUUCCAGCACUGGAAGUGCCCGGACCUGGGGGCGCUGGGAGGUCGAUUGUGGUACGACGAUCAUAGAGGAGAGUGCUACUGUGGGGUCUUCUUCGCGACGUGCUUUUCGGCCAUCGCGCUGGUCUUCGCUUUUUUGGCUUCCGGCGAGGACCCGACUUUAGUAGAGGCGUUCGGCUACGCGCGGCUCGACACCACGGACCCGUCGACCUACCUCAUCAUCGGGCUGAACGGUUUUGUCGUCGUCGCCGACGAGAUCGGCGAGGACGACACGGUCGCGGACGAGGCGCUGGACGGCAACAAAGUUUAUGUACCCUUCGGGAAAUCUUUCGGCGACGACGACGCCGCGGGUUCGGACUACGACUGGACGGGCAUGUGCGCGACGGCGGGCGAGCAGGCCUACGGCGCGCUCUACCCCAUUUUGUUCGUCAAGCUCGCGGCGGCCUUCAUCGUCUAUCGACGGGUCGACACGGAAAAAGACUCGUGGUACUGGAAGUUCGCGGGCGUCGGCGUCGAGUGUCUGGCGACGGUUUUAGUCUUGAACAUGCUCGUCUACUUCUCCUUCGACUGCCUCAUGCAGCUGCCGACGGGGGCCUUCUUCGUGCCGGCCUCUGAUGAUACGGAGGCGGCCUACGCGUACGCCGACGACGACCCGGGGACGUCGUACGCCGUCGACGCGGCGUACCCCUACACGUCCUUCAUCUUCACGAUCGUGUCGGGGCUGUGCUCGCUCUUCGUCGCGUACGUCCACUGGCGGACGCCGACGUGGAACUCGGAGAUGGUGGAGAAGCUGUACUAGUAUAAAUCUUCUUGCCAAUUUGCGCCCCGUCGCGGGACUUGUCGCGGGACUCGCGGCCUUGGGAUUCCGGCG